Messenger RNA from Sinocyclocheilus grahami, 1569 nucleotides. Its product is annotated as cell division control protein 42 homolog. NCBI's taxonomy places the organism in Eukaryota, Metazoa, Chordata, Actinopteri, Cypriniformes, Cyprinidae. Gene Ontology annotation, molecular function: GTPase activity; GTP binding. Gene Ontology annotation, biological process: small GTPase-mediated signal transduction. The record is from RefSeq and is a predicted model, not a curated record. The annotation marks the transcript as partial. The transcript has 2 exons.
UUUGUCCUACAGUGGGUACCUGAGAUCACCCACCACUGUCCAAAGACCCCCUUCCUGCUGGUGGGGACACAGAUUGAUCUGAGAGAUGAUCCUUCUACCAUCGAGAAGCUUGCCAAGAACAAACAGAAACCCAUCACUCCGGAGACAGCAGAGAAGCUGGCCCGUGAUCUGAAGGCUGUCAAAUAUGUGGAGUGCUCCGCUUUGACGCAGAAAGGCCUAAAGAACGUAUUUGAUGAGGCGAUUUUGGCAGCCCUGGAGCCCCCAGAGCCCAAGAAGAAGCGUAAAUGUGUGCUGCUAUGAGCGCCCUGUUACACAUCUCUCCCCCUCCCUUCUUUGCUCUGCUAAGGCUGGUCCACAGCUUUACACUCUAAAAAGCAAUGUGUAAAAGAAGUGAGUUUCAAUAUUUGCUCUGCAAUAAAGAUAUAAAGAGUACCCACCAUACACAUGCACAUACACACACACAACAAAAACCACACACGACCCACAUGCUCAUUAAUAUAAAAACCUAGAGGGCCUUUUCUAGUUUUGAUUCAGGGGUCUUACUUAUGUACUUCAUUGUGAGAUUUAUUAGAGAUGCUGCCUUGGUUUGCCAGCCAUGUUUUGACAUUUAAGUGGGUUAAUGUGACAUACAGUAGUACCACUGCACAGGCACUCUCAGUCGCUAAAGUCUUAAGUAGUUUCAGGUUGUAUUUCUUUCCAUUGUGCUGUGCAAAGAUCGUACGGUGUUCAAAAUGGCAACCGAAUCACUGACCUGAUUCGAAACGUCACUAGCCCAAGAAAUAAAAUAAUUAUUAUAUUUGGAGAUGUGUUCGCGAGUCUGCCGUAAUCCCCCUCCCGCCCUCGAACAACAACACCUGAAGUGCUUAGAAAUAGCUCCUUAUUCUUUGCCAAUAUUCCCAUUUAAUAGGCAUUCAAGACAGUAGUCCUGUAAAUGGUUCAGUUGAUAUUCGUGUAUAAUUUUGACUCCUAAAAAAAAAUUGGUCUAUCUCAAGCAGGGAACUUUCUAACAGUGUUAGCAGAACAAGUGGCGGGUUCUAAUGCGUUGCUAGGGACCAUGGAAGCGUUGUUCCAGAACUUGUGAUGCAUGUAGGUAAGCCUCCAGGUUCCUUCGGAUAGGCUAACAUUAAUAAUAAUGUAAGCUGACAAAAGUUGUUGUAGGCUCCAGUUGUUUUUAUUUUACCAAAUGUUUUUUUUUUCUUUGUGAUUAUUGAUUUUUUCUUUUAUUGUUUUAUCUAAAUUUUGUUUUCCUCAAAGGUUAAUUUCACUCCUUUGUUUUGUUUAGGGGCUGGAUCCACAGCGAUUCUCUGAUCCACCUCUGGUUUUUAAGAAAGAAAUCAAGCAACAGUUGAAUGUUUAUGUGGUAGUGCAAGAUGACCUCUCUCAGAACCAAGUUUAAUAGUGCAACACGGGUGGAUCAGAGUUAGUUUGAUUUCCAGUCUGUUUCCCCUCCCUAGUUAUUUGUUUUGUUUUUGUUUUGGUGUAAACCAAAUGCUCUGUAUGAAGUCUCUCCUUUGUACUGUAUAUGCAUUCUUUUGAGAAAAAAAAUAUUAAACUUAUACCUUAAUUGCC